Engraulis encrasicolus (European anchovy) is the source of this 1581-nucleotide messenger RNA. RefSeq names its product cell division cycle 37-like 1 (gene cdc37l1). Gene Ontology annotation, biological process: protein folding; protein stabilization. The transcript has 8 exons. NCBI's taxonomy places the organism in Eukaryota, Metazoa, Chordata, Actinopteri, Clupeiformes, Engraulidae. The record is from RefSeq and is a predicted model, not a curated record. The coding region runs from base 160 to 1359 and encodes 399 amino acids. Gene Ontology annotation, cellular component: cytoplasm. Gene Ontology annotation, molecular function: protein-folding chaperone binding; heat shock protein binding.
UAGCCAUGGAAGUUCAGUUGUCAUCCUGCAUGAGCGCUGAUGUUUUUCCCCACUGAAAUGGGCAUUUUAGAGGGCCAGCUCACUUAGCAGAGGCCCGGGUUUAGGAGAAGGGACCCUUUGCAACGCGAGCGAGCCUGUGCUUUUGGGCGACCGCGAGAGAUGGAGUGGCAGCAGGGCACGGGAGAGCCGAAGAGCGCGUGUCCCGCAGACUCGGGGGAUGAUAAGUGCUACGGUGCCUCGGGUGAAGCUCAAGCUGGCCACACUCCCCCUCUACACCACGCGCUCCUCCUGCAGCAGCAGCGGUGUGUGUCGUCCUCUAUCGCCUCCGUGUGGCAGCUGUGUGCGGCGCAGCAGCAGCUGAGUGGGCUGGCUCUACACGGCUCCGAGUCCGCAGAACAGCACCGAGCGCGCUCAGACGCGUCCCACGAUGACAUCACCCUUGCCGAGCAACAGUGGCGGCUGAAGGAGAGCAUGCUGGGUAAUAGUGGUGACCUGGCGCACGGCAUGCUGGGAAAUAGUGUUGGAGACUUGCGGUCACAGAGUCCAGAGCUCACACACACCACCAGCCGAGACGUCUUUAACAAGAGCAUCAUUAAUGCCUGCAGCAGUGUCCAGUCUAUGGAGGAGGAUAAGAGCAAGACAUUUGUCCAGAAGCAUGAAGACCAAGUCAAACACUUUGGCAUGCUGCGGCGGUGGGAUGACAGCCAGCGGUUCCUCUCCCAGAAUCCUCAUCUGAUCUGCGAAGCCGCAGCCAAUUACCUGAUACUGUGGUGCUUUAGACUACAACAGGAGCAGAAGUCGGCGUUGAUGCAGCAGGUGGCUCACCAGGCGGUGGCGCUGCAGUUCAUAUUGGAGAUGGGAAGCUCCGCCCAGCAGGACCCCCGAGCCUGCUUUAGACACUUCUUCAAUAACGUCAAGACGGGUCAGGAGGGCUACCUGGACGUGUUUCAGGGUGAGCUGGCGUCGUUCACGAGGAGAGUGGAGCAGUUCACCAUGGCGACCACGAUGGAGGGGGAGGUUACCAUGCCAACCAAGAUGGAGACCCCCAAAGCAUCAGAGCUGCACCCCCCCAAUCCCCCUCAUGCCAGACUACACCCCAAAGACGUACUCGACUCACUGCCCCCGGAGUUGAAGGCUGGUUUGCAGCUUCAAGACAUGCAGAUUCUCCAGAACGUCCUCAGCACCAUGAACCCCCAGGUGGCUGAGUACCAUGUGAGGCGUUGUUUGGAGGCGGGGCUCUGGAGGGCGGACCCCUCCCCCUCGUCAGGCGUGUGGAGUGCGGAGUGUGUAUCCAGAGACCCCUCGUCAGCAGAGUGUGUGGCAUCAGAAGCCGAAGAGAACCGCAUGAUGGAAACAUAACAGGAAACACAUACACACACACACACACACAGCUGAAACCUGGAGCUCACUCGCCCUCCUCACACACACACACACACACACACACACACACACACACACGCACCUGAAACCUGGAGCUCACCCGCCCUCCUCACAGACACACAGACACACACACACACACACACACACACACUCUCACACCCUGCCCCCCUGGCAACCUGAGAGGAGGGGCAGAGUAGGGCU